AUGGAGGAACUGCUUUGGAAGGAUCAUUGUGUGCUCCUCAACAAGGAUGAAGAAAAUGAGCUGGAGAUAUUUGGCUACAAAACCCAAGGCUGGCAGAGGGUCUUGUGCAUUGCUGGAUACAUCUUCUCCUGUGGGGCUCUGCUGCUGUUUUACUGGAAGCCAGAGUGGGAUGUGUGAGCAAACUGCAUCCGCUGCAGCUUGGAAGAAGCGGACGCUGUUCUGCUCAAACAACAGUAGGAUGAGUUUCAGAGAUACACCUGCAAGAAGGUGACCUGGAUUGAUUUGUCCACUUUGGCACUACCUGUUGGUAGUAAUUCAGAUGAUCCUCUUGUAGCUGAUAAAGAUGUCAUAAACAGAGCCAUAAUGAAGCCACAGUUAAAGAUCAGAUGUAUCCAGGUGCAGAAGAUCUGUUAUAUUUGGGAAUUUUCUGUAAAAGAAUUCAAGAAAGUUGGAUCGUUAGAAGACAGCAACACAUGUCACAGCAUACACCACAAGUUUGGAGCUGGCCUCACAAGGGAAGAACAGAAGAUCAGGCAGCUGGUGUGUGGACCAAAUGCCAUCGAAGUUGAAAUUUGUUCUAUUUGGAAGUUACUUUUUAAAGAGAUUUUAAACCCCUUCUAUGUGUUUCAAGCCUUCACCCUCAUCCUUUGGCUGAUCCAAGGCUACACUGAAUAUUCAGUGGCCAUCGCAAUCCUGUCAAUCGUUUCUGUUGGCUUAACCGUGUAUGACCUCAGACAGCAGUCUACCAAACUGCAUGGCCUUGUUGAGGAGCAUAACAAAGUCCAGGUUACAGUCUGCACAAAGAGCGAAGGUUGCAAAGAGCUGGAGUCCCAUUACUCAGUCCCCAGAGACAUGUUUCUUUUAGAUGGAAAAAAGCUCACUCUCCCAUGUGAUGCUGUCCUGAUUGAUGGAAGCUGCAUUGUGAAUGAAGGGAUGCUCACAGGUGCAGUGACUCCAUGCUGCUGUGCCCCCUUACCCCUCACGGAGGGUCCAAUGCCCUGGAAAACCCACAGCAUAGAAGACUAUCAGAGACAUGUCCUCUUCUGCAGGACAGAAGUCACACAGAUGAAGCCGACAGGCAGAGGGCCAGCGAGAGCCGUUGUGCUGCAAACUGGGUUGAAUACAGCUAAAGGUGACCUGGUGAGAUCCAUCCCCUACCCCAAGCCAGUGAACUUCAAACUCUACAGAGAUGCCUUCAAGUUCAUUGUAGGCCUCUCUGUCAUUGGUGUGUUCGGACAUUACACCAUGUGUGUGUUUGUGUCCCACAAGAAGCCAGUGGCAGAAGUGGUGGCUAGGGCCCUCCUCCUCCUCACUGUGGCUGUGCCUCCCGCUAUCCCUGCUGCCUUGACAACAGGCACUGUUUAUGCCCAAAGGAGGCUGAAGAAAAAGAUGACUUUCUGCAUCAGCCCACAGAGGAUUAAUAUCUGUGGGCAGACCAACCUUGCUUGCUUUGACAAAAUGGGUACGCUGACAGAAGAUGGACUGGACCUGCGGGGCAUCAUCCCUUCUGAGGGAAGCCGGUUUCAGAAAAUCCAUAAGAUCCCAUCCAGCAAUCCUCUGCCCUGGGGACCUGUGUGUGGAGCCAUGGCAAGCUGUCAUUCACUGGUCGUUUUGGACAAGAAGAUUCAGGGAGAUCCGCUGGACCUGGAAAUGUUUGAGGGCACACACUGGGAGACAGAUGACUCCAGCACAGCUCAGGAUGGGGCUGAUGUUCUCGACAUCUGCAUCAUUAGACUGGGGCCGAAGGCCAGCAGUGCUCCUGUGGAAGGAAUAGCAAUCCUACAUCAAUUCCCAUUUUCUUCUGGACUGCAGAGGAUGUCUGUUGUUUUGCAGAAGAUCGGAGAGGAACAGUAUGACCUGUACAUGAAAGGAGCACCAGAAAUGGUGUCCAGCUUUUGUAGACAAGAAACUGUCCCAGCUAAUUUCUUAAGGGAGCUUAAGAUGUACACAAGCCAAGGCUUCAGAGCCAUUGUCCUGGCCCAUAAAGUGCUAAACCUAGGAAAGGAUGUAGAUGUGAGCAACACAGAGAGAGAGGAGGCAGAGUCUGGGCUGGUGUUCCUGGGCCUCCUGGUGAUGGAGAACUGCCUGAAGCAGGAGAUGAAGCCCAAGCUACAAGACCUGGCUGCCACUUGCAUCAGGAGCAUCAUGGUCACAGGGAAAAACCUGCAGACAGCUAUCGUGGUGGCCAGGAACGUGGGUAUGGUUCACACGGGCGGCAAAGUCAUCCUCAUCGAAGCAAACGAACCGGAGGGCUCCACUCCAGCUGCCAUUGCCUGGUGACUGGCAGAAGACAGCAAAGCAAACACAGCUGCUCCCCAUGCUGCUGCAGAGCACGUGGUGAUCGCUGGCUUCCCAGAACCUCCUACAGAGCAGGCAAGGCAGAAAACAGAGCAGGAUAAAUCUGUUAGAGGAAACCUGAACCCUAAGGGUAGCAAAACCAUGAUACUGGUCAAUGUGACUGUCUUUGCUAGGAUGUCUCCUGGCUAGAAGUCCAGCCUUGUUGAAGCGCUUCAGAAACUCAAUUACUAUGUGGGUAUGUGUGGUGAUGGCGCCAACGACUGCGGGGCUUUGAAAACGGCCCAUGCAGGGAUAUCACUGUCAGAGCAGGAGGCAUCUGUGGCCUCGCCUUUCACCUCCCAAAUCCACAACAUGCAGUGCGUGCCGGAGCUGAUCAGGGAAGGUCGAGCUGCUUUGGUUGGUUCCUUCACUGUGGUUAAAUACCUGACCCUUUACGGCCUGAUACAGUUUGUUGGUACUGCUCUGCUGUUUUGGGUAAGUGUUUUGUGCCCAUCUUUUGUCAGUACGCUGUCGGAUGGGGUUCUGUGUGUGUGGCUCUGCUUGCCCAUGAGCUUGACUGAAGCCUAUCCAAAUCUGGCGCCUUAUCGCCCUCCUGGCCAGCUCAUCUCUCCUCCCUUGCUGCUCUCCAUCAUCCUCAAUGUGUGCUUUACCAUAAUCAUGCAAACCUGUGGCUUCCUUCUGGUGAAGCAGCAGCCCUGGUAUGUAGCGCUGGCCAGCCAAAGACAUUGCUCUCCAGGGAACCAGACCGUGUCCCCCACCAGCCCAGGAGGAAACGGUACCAGCAGCGGUGCCCAGAGCACUGUCCUCGGUUAUGAAGACACUACGCUGUGGCCACUGUCUUCUUCAAUCAACUGCAUCAUGGUGGCCUUUGUCUUUUCCAAGGGAAAGCCCUUCUGGAAGCCCAUCUACACCAACUAUGUAUUUUCAGUCCUCCUGGCCCUCCAGCUUGCACUCUGCCUCUUCCUCUUUGCCAACACUGAUGCUGUGUACAGUGGCAUGCAGUUUCUUUGCACUCCUGUGAUCUGGAGAGUUUACAUCUUACUGAUGCUCUUGGUCACCUUUUCACCUUUUUUGUGGGCCCAAAAGGUUAUCUUGCAGAACAAGCACCUCUGGCUGCUGAUUAAAGCCUGGUUUGGGUACAAGUCAAACAGCCAGUACCGAAAAUGGCAGAGGAUGCUGCAGAGGGAUCCCAGCUGACCUCCCAUGAACGCAAAAGACUAAGCAAAAAGCAUGGAUGAGAUUUACAUUAACCCCACCUAUGAAUACAGCGCUGAGGACUAG
Molecule: messenger RNA, 3579 nt
Organism: Nipponia nippon (crested ibis)
Lineage: Eukaryota; Metazoa; Chordata; Aves; Pelecaniformes; Threskiornithidae
Source: RefSeq, a predicted model, not a curated record